This is a messenger RNA of Populus nigra (black poplar), 1909 nucleotides long. Its product is annotated as ethanolamine-phosphate cytidylyltransferase-like. The record is from RefSeq and is a predicted model, not a curated record. Gene Ontology annotation, cellular component: cytoplasm. Lineage: Eukaryota; Viridiplantae; Streptophyta; Magnoliopsida; Malpighiales; Salicaceae. The transcript has 10 exons. Gene Ontology annotation, molecular function: ethanolamine-phosphate cytidylyltransferase activity. Gene Ontology annotation, biological process: phosphatidylethanolamine biosynthetic process. The coding region runs from base 327 to 1598 and encodes 423 amino acids.
UAUUUGGCUUUCUUAAUCACAAAGAUACAUCAAACCACAGAUAAUAUGAGAUCGAAAUCUUUCUAGUGAGUCUAAUUUAUUCCACGAAGAGAGAGGGAAAAGGAACAAACGAAGAAAGGGUGGCGAGGUUGAAAUUCUUAAGACAGAAACAUCUCAUCCAGCUAAAAGUAUCCAAAGAAAGAGGAAAAAGAAAAAAGAAAGGUGAAAACAAGAUUCUUCUCCGUCUGACAGAUUCCAGAUUUCUAGGCGUUUUUUUGUCUCUCUCUCCAAUCCUUUCUCCUCAAGGUUGGAAUAGCAAAACAUAGUAAAGAGAGGAGAGUGGGAGAAUGGAGUAUGAGAGCAGCAGUUCGAUUUGGGAUGGAGUGUAUUACUACCCACAUCUGUUUGGAGGACUAAUGCUAACAGCUGCUUUGCUUGGAUUAUCAACUAGCUAUUUUGGUGGACUUGGGUACUCUUAUUUGCCUUAUAUGUGGUCUGAUCUGGGAGUUUUUUAUAAAAAGAAGAGUGAGAAGAAGCGAAUUCGGGUUUACAUGGAUGGUUGUUUUGAUCUUAUGCAUUAUGGACAUGCCAAUGCUUUGAGGCAAGCUAAGGCUUUAGGAGAUGAAUUGGUGGUUGGUGUUGUUAGUGAUGAGGAGAUUGUUGCCAACAAGGGCCCUCCUGUUUUAUCUAUGGAAGAGAGGCUGGCCCUUGUCAGUGGAUUGAAGUGGGUGGAUGAAGUCAUAGCCAAUGCUCCUUAUGCCAUUACAGAGAAAUUCAUGAACAGUCUCUUCAAUGAGCAUAAAAUUGAUUAUAUCAUACAUGGCGAUGAUCCUUGCUUGCUUCCUGAUGGAACUGAUGCCUAUGCCUUGGCCAAGAAAGCUGGGCGUUAUAAGCAGAUCAAACGAACAGAAGGUGUCUCCAGCACAGAUAUCGUAGAGAGAAUACUUUCUUCUUUGAAGGAUGCAAAAGCUUGUGAAAAUCAUGAUAAUACAUCAUCUUUGCCCGGUGAUGAUCAUAAAGGAAGUCAAUCCAACAGUUCCCGUAUAUCUCAAUUUCUACCAACAUCCCGGAGAAUUGUACAAUUUUCAAAUGGCAAGGGACCUGGACCAAAUGCUCGUGUUGUCUACAUUGAUGGAGCGUUUGAUCUCUUCCAUGCAGGACAUGUAGAGAUUCUCAGGAGUGCUAGGCAGCUUGGAGAUUUUCUGCUGGUUGGGAUCCACACUGACCAGAUUGUAAGUGAACACAGAGGGAAAGGUCACCCAAUUAUGCAUCUGCAUGAACGUAGUCUUAGCGUUCUGGCUUGCAGCUAUGUUGAUGAAGUUAUCAUUGGUGCGCCUUGGGAAGUUACCAGAGACAUGGUCACAACUUUUAACGUCUCCUUGGUUGUGCAUGGGACAGUAGCAGAGAGCAACUCCUUGUUGGCUGGUGAACCUGAUCCAUAUGCAGUUCCAAAGAGCAUGGGAAUUUUCUGGAUGCUUGACAGCCCUAAAAAUAUAACGACCACUUCAGUGGCCCAAAGGAUAGUUGCCAAUCACGAGGCUUACUUGAAACGCAAUGCCAAGAAGGCAGAAAGUGAGAAGAAGUACUACGCAGAGAAAGUACAUGUGUCAGGAGACUAAGCAGAGGGGCAGUUCCACCGUAGCUGGUUUCGUACAGUUAUUUAUGUAGUGCACCUUAACCAUCAUAGAGACGUCCAAUCGGCCAAUAUACAUGACAGUCCCAUAAUUUUUGUUUUGGAAGUUGGGAACGACAAUUAAAUCGAUGUAGAAGACCCUCUGGAGAGGCCUUAGACGGGUCAUUAUAUUUUAUUCGUCACUUGUUGUAACUUACUUUCAGAAUAGAACCGAACCCUCAGUAAUGUCACACUGUUUAAACAGUUAAUCACGUUAGACCUUACCAUCUUUCAAGUUUGAAGCAAAUUCAUUUUGAA